UACUUCAAACUAACGGCGGAACAAUUGACUAUGACUCUCUUAUGAGUCUAGAUUCUAUCAGAAGAUUGCGAAGUAGUAAAAACCUUUACAAUCCCUAAAACCCCAUCGCGGCAUCGCCAUAUUCUCCAAAAUUUCCUACUUUUUCCUAUCCAAAUUUCAAAGUAGUCGAUGUUCUGCAUUUAAUCUGUAUUACAACAACAAUCCAUUCGCACAGGAAGAUUGAAUUUGAUAAGCUGGAAAAAAUUUGUUCCUUCAUAAAUUGAGUAAUCUUGAUUUGUUAUAAGGAGCUCCUUCCAGUAUAAGUAAGCUAUAUCAAACAGUAUUAAACUUCUGUGCAAUUGAGUCCCACAUUUAUGCUUGCUUAUCAUAGUUGUAACUCUUGGAAUUGAGUGGUAUGGAGGAAUUAUUAAAUAAUCCUGUAUUUGUAAGCCAUGUUAUUGCAGCUUCUGGUUCUGUAGCAAUAGGCACUGCUAUAGUGUAUCCUCUUGACACUAUCAAAGCUCUCAUUCAAGUUGGUGCAAGUUCCAGAAAGAAGUUAACUACAGGUGAGGUUUUGGGAAGGGUUAAAGCAGUAUCGGGAUAUUCAGGUUUGUACAGUGGUCUUAGUUGGUUGACUCUAGGAAGAAUCAGUAGUCUUGGUGUUCGAUUUGGGGUCUAUGAAAUUUUGACAGCCUUUUAUAAAGAUGGUAGAGUGGAUAAUUAUGUACAUGUUUCUGAAGCUCUUUGUGCAGGAAUGGUAUCUGGGGCUUUAGAGUGCUGUUUGAACUCUCCGUUUGAAAUGAUUAAACUUCGAAAGCAGGUUGCUGCCGCUAUUCCUAUUCCCACUAUUAGUAAUCCAGCUACUAAACCUGCUCCAGCUCCCAUCAUUUCUAGGUUACUUCCUGGAUAUGUCCCAGAGAAAGCAACAUUGGAUCGAACUGUCAACUUGUUGUCUGUUUUAUCUUCAAAAAAUAUUAACAUGGCUGAGGCCCUGAAAAAUUGUCCGUGGAUGAUGACGGGUUCUGGUAUGCUACCUGAGGUCACUCACGUUAGUCGGCCGCUAGAUAUUGUCAGAUUGGAAGGAUGGCGGUCUUUAUGGAGAAAUCUUCGGUCUGGACUAGCUCGAGACUCUAUUUUUGGUGGAGUUUUUUUUGGCACCUGGCAAUUUAUGCAGCUGGCAAUGCUUAAUUGGAAGGCUGUUGGGAUGGAUCCUCCACCUGAGACAAAUGAUGAAGUUCCCCCCUUGUCGCCAUUUGCUGUUAGCCUGGCAGCUGGAUUUUCAGGGUCAUUGGCUGCUAUUGCUUCUCAUAGUUUUGACACCUCAAGAACCCGAUCCCAGUGUGUUGUGCUACCCAGGUAUCUAGCUAUGGAGAGACGUCUUCUAAAAUGGAGGCGCCCUGGUAAUUGGUUUGAAAGAUUUACUGGGAUCCAUCCAGCUGAUCGCAAUCUUUUACUCCGUGGAGUUUCUGCAAGGAUGGCUCGAAGUGGUUUGGCUUCAUUUGCUUUAGUAGGGACUUACUUUAUUGCUGUUGACCAUCUUGUUAGUAAUUUAUAAGUAUAACUUCUUAAGUACUGAGUAUAAGACUUUGAGAAACACUGUUGAAAGAAAGGCUAAGUUCUGCCGUUAAUUAGCCAUAUCAGAAAGAAGAUUCGAUAGCUCUUCUUAAAAUUUAUGCGCUGGAGAACUAGAUAAGGGGUUUCUUUGUCACAUAGGUAUUGUUGACUAGUACCCGUGGGUUGUUGGUGACAUUUUUCCAUAUUAUUUGGGUUUCCAUGUAAGCUUAGAACAUUCAUAUUGGUAUUAUUUUUGAUGGAGUUUCCAUAUAGUUCAAACUCAUUUUGUAGCAUCAUCAGUCAGUUGAAUACUUGAAUUCACUGUUUUUCACC
Amaranthus tricolor (Joseph's coat) is the source of this 1866-nucleotide messenger RNA. RefSeq names its product mitochondrial aspartate-glutamate transporter AGC1. The transcript is spliced from 2 exons. Gene Ontology annotation, molecular function: transmembrane transporter activity. The coding region runs from base 395 to 1534 and encodes 379 amino acids. NCBI's taxonomy places the organism in Eukaryota, Viridiplantae, Streptophyta, Magnoliopsida, Caryophyllales, Amaranthaceae. The record is from RefSeq and is a predicted model, not a curated record. Gene Ontology annotation, biological process: transport.